Messenger RNA from Gryllus bimaculatus (two-spotted cricket), 2620 nucleotides. The record is from the annotation of a GenBank genome assembly. NCBI's taxonomy places the organism in Eukaryota, Metazoa, Arthropoda, Insecta, Orthoptera, Gryllidae.
AUGAAUGACAUAAAAACUAAUUAUGUAAUUUUUGAAAAGCUGAAGGAGCGAUCCCCUGGCUCUUGCUGUCGUGUGGCAGAGGAGAGGUGGCGCGUGUGCGCAGGCGCGGGCAACCGGGCGCUGGACGUGGAGGCGACGGCGUACGGCGCGCUGUCGCUGCUGCGCGCGGGCGGCCGCGACCACUUCCUGCAGGCGCUGGACGCCGUGCGCUGGCUGGCGCGCAACGCCAACGCCCACGGCGGCUUCGUCUCCACGCAGACGCUGGCCGUUCGCUUUCAGGACACGGUGGUGGCGCUGGAGGCGUUGACGCAGUACGCCAGCCUGGUGCCGCAGCAGCGCACCGCCCUCUCGCUGCUGCUGACGGCCAGCGGCGUGCAAGAGAAGUUCCACAUCGGCCACGAGGACCGGCUCAUCCUGCAGACGGUGCCGCUCCCGGAGCUGCCCACGCGCGUCGAGGUGCAGGCGGAGGGCGAAGGCUGCGCGCUCAUCCAGGCGUCGCUCAGGUACAACGUGAAGACGCCCUCCGGCAGCGACGCGUUCGAGCUGGACGUGAAGACGGGCCCCGUGGCUUCGGUGGACGCGUGCGCCGUGCAGCGCGUGGAGGCGUGCGUGCGCUUCAAGCUGCCCGGCCAGACGUCCAACAUGGCCGUGCUGGAAGUCAACAUGGUGUCGGGGUACAAGCCCGACAGGUCUUCUCUUCACCAUUUGGCGGUGAACCAAGGGCCAAAGGGGUUCAAACGAUGGGAGGAAGAAGAAGACAAGGUUAAUUUCUAUUUCGAAGAACUUACGAACAAAUGGAACUGCGUGAGCUUCCUCAUUUCACAAGAAGCAGACGUAGAAAAUCCGACAUUUGCCGUUGUAACUGUGUACGAUUACUAUCGUCAGGAAUUGUCAUUGUCGCAGAAAUAUUCUACAGAUGCUGGAUGCAGAAAUGAAAGAUUGCCAGAUCCUCAACCUCAGAUUGCUGAUCAGACACUGCGAGACCUCGACUCGGCGAAUGUAACGCUGGGAGACGCCCCGUCGUACACUCCGGAUUCCGGGCCCGUGCCCGUCAACAACGAAACGGGAAUCCCGGAGCAUCUAAAUCAGCAAUUCGUUAAUGUGGAUGACGACCUGGAGACGCCGACUGGCAAUGAGGGCCCCGACCCGGCGUACGCUCUGCCGCAGUCCGAUCGCGCCAUGCCCUCCGAAGAAGAAUUCGACACAAAUUGCCCGCAUUGCACAAAUACAGCUCCUCAAGACUUUUCCCAUUUGUACUGUAAUUCGACUAUUGUAUACAAGAUGGCUUUAAAGAAGGCCCAUGCACGUAUUCUUCUUGACCUAACACCCAGACGUGCUCCAAAAAGAUUUAGAAAGAACGUGGUUUUAAGAAUGGAUGAAAACUGUGAUUGUGAACCUCUCAAAAAAGUUGGAGAAAUUCAACAUUUCAUAAUGAUGAGUAAACAAGAUUUGGAAUUAAUCAGGACUAAUACACAUUCUUUUGAUAGAUUGAUGCUGGAUGAAAGAAUUAGCAUUUUCCAUGUACCUGUGCAACCUGGACAGCCAGAAUUAAUUAAGAAAGUUAGACAGAGUUGUGUGUGAAGUUUUUAUAUUUACAUUUUUUAACUGUUAAAAGAGAGUAUUGUGAUACAAAUCACAUUCAUAACCAAAACGUUUGUGUUUGUUGAGUGUAUAUUUAUAUAAAAACGAAUGAAGGGGUGCCAAAGUGCAGGAUUUGUUGAACAAAUCCACUAACUUGAAGCUCUAUUUGGUACUUAAGCCAAGGAUUACUGAGCCCUAAGCAAAGCUGCAAAAUGCAAAUAAAAAUAUACAUAAAACCGAGUGCAAUCCCUACAGUGAUUCAAGACUUAAUAUCUCUUUCAAGAGACUUGUAAUAUAUUUAACUUUCUAGUGCAUGUAAAAUGACAUUGAGAGUAAUUUUGAAAGUUGUAUACAGUAGAUAUAAUAUUAACAGUGAUGUACCAAAUAAUAAAGUAUAAGCCUUUGGCUUAAAUCCUUUAAAUAUUGUUUUAAAAUAAUUAUAUUUAAGAAUGUUGCAUUCCUAGCGAAUUUUAUAAAGUACAUGGACAAGACCUUUUACCUUAAACGUCGAAUUCAGGAUUUUUCUGUUUGUAGGUAAGUAAUAAAAACAAAGUGUAGUUAUGAAAGCAAUAAAAAUCAGCCAUAGUUGCUGUAAAAAGAACAUUCUGCAGAAACGCUCUUAUACGAAGGCCUAUAAGAAGGAACUAGUGGUGCAAUAUUACAUACUUUCUCGUAUUAUUUUUAGUGAUCUAGGGUUGCAAAAACUCCUUUCAGGCAAUUUCGGCGAAAAUUGGCUGCAGAUUGAACACAGACGGACGGACAGACAGACCCUCGAACAGACACAAUCUGCUUUCAGUAUCAAGAACCCAUAUGGAUUCUGGGUACACCAUGUGUUAGAGAAAGUUAUUUACUGCCUAUAGCAACAGGAUUUGUCCACUUUUUCGUUACCACGGCAAUAAGUGGUUUUUCUGUCUAACUAUAUCACUGAAAAGGGACAAUUCGAACGCCAGAGAAGAAAAUAAAGGAAAAGAAAGCUGUCAUUAAAGUAUACGAUGACUUUGUGGGUAGUGCUGUUCGAUCGAAAGUGCAUUCCUUGCAU